Molecule: messenger RNA, 1500 nt
Organism: Emys orbicularis (European pond turtle)
Lineage: Eukaryota; Metazoa; Chordata; Testudines; Emydidae
Gene: C4H14orf39
Product: chromosome 4 C14orf39 homolog
Exons: 12
Coding region: 1-1500 (499 amino acids)
Biological process (GO): meiotic DNA double-strand break processing involved in reciprocal meiotic recombination; spermatogenesis; homologous chromosome pairing at meiosis
Cellular component (GO): central element
Source: RefSeq, a predicted model, not a curated record
AUGUUUCUAGCAUGGGGGUUUCCAGAAGCGGACCUCUUUGCCUCCACCAUCAACACAAAGUUCAAGCAGUUUUUCUCGAGAGGGGAACUAGACCCUCAAUCACAAGAGGUUGCCUUCAUCAUUUCAUGGGAAAGGGAUCUUCUUUACACAUACUCACCGGCAUCGUUACUCUUGAAAGUACUGAACAAGAUCAACUGGAAACCAACAUAUGUAGUUCUUAGCAAGCAUGAAGAAUAUUUGAAUAACCAACUCAAAAACUGCCAAGAAACUACAGAAAAUGACAAGAAAAUGUAUCAGGAUCACAUGAACCAGUAUAAAGAGAUUUUGAAACAACACAAAGCAAAAUAUUCAGAAAAUGCUCUUGCUCAGGAAUAUUAUAUGAAAAAAAAAGAGAUUGAAGAAAUCCGGAAUAGAGUUCUGAAACAUUCUGAACAAUUUAAAUGGAAGGAAGCUAACCUUUUGGAUAUUUUAGUUACAAUGGCAGUUACAUGCACGCAAUUAAGUGCUUAUCUGAGGCAAAAAACACAAGACAUCCUCAAGCAUGCUGCAGUUUUUACCCAGAAAUCUUUUGAACUAGAGAAAGAAGCAGAUGAAGUAGAAAUGAAAAUUAAUUAUUUCAGACAGCACUUUGAAAGGAGUACAGAAGAUCAAAAUCAUUCUAAAAUUAUUGAAGGAAAAAGUAAAAAAAAUUUAGAGAAAAGGAAGGCGUUUAAAGAAAGGAUGUUUGAAGAGAUUGGAAAUCUACAGUUAUUAAAUGGGAAACAUCAACAGUAUAAACCAUUACAUCUGCCUUGCAUUCCUCAGAAAUUAGUCCAAUCUGUACAGACUUUUAGACUGUCUUCGCAAAGGACAGAAACAGGUGAAGAAGAAAGAGACAAUUCCAUGGACCAUUCAGGUAUUGCUAGUAUUUCCUUGAGCCAAGUGAACAGUGAAACACAGAAUGUACACACAGAGUGUUUUAUUAAGUCAAGUGAGGAUAAUCCUGAAGCAGCAGAAGGAAGUACUGAACAUUUUCUGAAAACCCCUGAGAUGCCUUUAUUUAUAAGAACAUCAGAAUCUAAUGGGAAGAAAGCCCAGUUCCCUAAAACUCCUCCAUUUGAAUUGAAUCAUAAUUUAGGUUGUGAAGGACCAGCACCAAAAUCACCUGCUUUUUCUUUUCUUAUGCCCUGUGCCCAGAAGUCACCUGGCUUUAAUUUAUUUGACUCAUCUGUAUUCGGAGCAGAAAAUUCAUCAGACCAGACUGAUGAAAGUUAUUCUGCAGGAAACGUAAACCCUAUUUCCCCACACAAAGAUAUUGGAAGCUUAUUUGGGAAAUCGGAAAAUGAAGAUGCGUUUACAUUUUCCUUUCCGUCAGAGUCGUCUUCUCAUGAAUAUGGGGAUGGAAAAGAUGACUUCAGCUUUCCAUUUGCAUUUGGACAGGAUCAGAGAACAUCACAUUCUUCCUCUCUGAAAGGUUUUCACUCUUCAUCACAAAAUACAAAGCCAUUUACACUCUUUUAA